Messenger RNA from Sinocyclocheilus grahami, 3573 nucleotides. RefSeq names its product pleckstrin homology domain-containing family G member 4B-like. Lineage: Eukaryota; Metazoa; Chordata; Actinopteri; Cypriniformes; Cyprinidae. Gene Ontology annotation, molecular function: guanyl-nucleotide exchange factor activity. The record is from RefSeq and is a predicted model, not a curated record.
AUGCCUCUGGCUCGCUGCAUCCAAACCCAGCAGGGUGUAGUUAAGGUUCCUUGGGAAGAGGUGGCCAAUCCUGAAUUUGAAGACGAUCGGAGGAUGGCCUCAUCGUCUCAGUCAAACCAACAGGAGUCUUUGAGUUUGUGCCAUCCACAUACACCUACCCUUUCUAAUUUCUCCGUCGAGACGAGGAUUUUUCCUGCAUGGGAUGGUAUAGCAGUGUCCUUGCGUUUUGAAGACAACAGCAGUAGUUACUCUGAAAUGGAUCCAGCUCAGUCUGGGAUGCGACUGGUGGGAUGGGUGUCUCCAAACUCAUGGGACAGCAGAUGUAAGAGCAGUUUGGUUAGCAAUUGCAAUGAUCUAAUGGGCCUUACCAGAGAAACCCAAGGAUACUCACAGACUUGGGCUCAACCUCAUACUCCUCUGCUGAGGUCCAGUGGUGCUACUCGGGACCGUACGACUUGCGUUCGCACCGUGAGGUUUGCAGAGGAACCCUGUACGCCGUGCAUGCAGAGGAAACACGGACAAGGGACCAAAGCACAAAAAUGUCGGUUCAUGGAAGCACAGGAGAAACCUAUUAAACCCAUUAAACCCAAAGAACAAUCUGAGCAUCCAAUUGAGCCGAGAAAAACAGGUCCGUUAGGUAAUUACUCCAGCAAAGGGCUGGAUCAAACACAGAACAUUUCUCAGGACAACAUAGACUGUUUUACUCCAGCUGUGGUUGGGACGUCUGAGAAGUGCCACAUUAUUAUCCAAGGAGAGACAAACGAGGCGGACAGGAGCAGCUACUUUGAAACGAUUCCCAGGCUGCAUGUGGUUUCAGGGAAGAAGACCAUCGCUUUUGGACUUGUGUCUCCAAAGACACACAGGAGACAACUAGCGGCUCAAGAUCUCUCUCAGGACCCAAAAACUCUGUCCCCUCCUAUUACUGGAAUGCGGAUAAAUGUUUCAGAUGCAACAGCGCAAGCUGAAACAGAGAGACCACCAUCCAGAUCAUCCACACUUCCUCCACUUAAAGCCAAUGGCAUCCUUCACUCAGGAAUGGUGUGUCUUACAGGUGGUCAGGACCGUUCAGGUCGAGCAGUUCUGGAGAUUUAUGGAGAUCAUCAGGUCUGGGUUUCUGCAGCCAUUUCAAGCCAGGAGAUCUGCAAACUGCUGCUGUACUUUCACAUCAUCACCAGGAAAGAAAAAGAUCUAGGAAUGACGGUGGUGUUUGAUGCACGGAAGAAGCCGCCACAUCUAGAGUUCGCCAAAGCUCUCCUUAUGCUCCAGGGACACACUCCUCAUGCUGUGCAUUGGGUUCUGCUGCUGGUGAAUAAGGACAACAGCCACAGUCAUGAGAAAAGGCCCGGCGUUACGAUGGAAACUGUGACGUCACUUAAGGCUCUGAAUAAAUUAGUGGACGUCAGUCAGCUGACUGCGGCUCUGCACGGAUCCUUCCAGUACAAUCACUGUGACUGGCUACAGAUCCAUCAGAAACUCUAUCCAUUAGUGUCAGAUCUUCAGGAGGCGUCCGCUCUGCUAUCAGGAGCCAUAAAGAAACUGGAAGGUGUCGACACGAUGCAGGAAGCGCAGCAGUGCAUUGAGGAGCAGGGAGCUUUAAUGAAGGAUGUGCUGGAAGACGCCCGAUUGGUCGGUUUGCAAAGGGGAGGCGGAGCCAUGCUGGCCAGGCUGAGGUGGGAAACUGAAGUGAGGUCACCAGACUGUGAAUGGAGCCGUGAGGUGAUCGACACAGUCACACAUCUCUACAACACCAUGGAGGAGCAGGUGCACGUUCUGGCCAGGAAGUCCAAUAUGUCCCUGCAGCACCUGGACUUCCUGUUACAGCUCAGAGAGAUGGAGUCCAGGUUUGCAAAGAUUAAGGACUGGUUCGACACAGAAGGAGAAACGCAGCUCCUGCAGGCUGAAUCUGUGGACGACUGCAGUGAACGAAUCCAGCAGAUGCUGCAGAGUUUCAAAGCUUUUCUCUCUGAAGCAAACGAGCGAAAGCAUCAGGCGAUGAUGCUGGUGUCUGACGUGGAGAGCGUUCAGGGGCCAAACUAUCCCGAGACGGAGGUGUUUCACAGGAUGGUGUCCGUGUUUAAAUCCAGUCUGGCUGACUCUGUGUCACGGGCCGAGCGCUGCUGUGAAGAGCUGGGGAUGAUGGUGUACAUCUGUCACUUCUGUGAGAGGGCAUCAGUCGUGGCCAGCGAUUGCAGGCGAUUAUUGGAACAGGAGCAACACUGCUUUUCUACAGAUGGAGAGUGCUGGACACAUCUUCACGCUUACCUGCGGAAAUUAGACGAGUUUUCUCCCGAGCACUUCCAGGACGUGAGAGCGCAGGCCUGUUCCAGCUCCAGAGCUCUGCAGGUGUGGGACGCAGCCUGGAUCCACUGCCAGGACGUCCGGCGACAGCUGGAGGAGAGACUGGCGCUUCUGGAAGGAGCUCAAACAGCCGGCGGACACCGCUCUGAUUGGCCGGAGGUCAUUCCAGUACAAGAUGAUCAUGGGAUUGUGCCCGAUCUGUCAGAGAGCAGGGCGAGUCGGGCGAGAGACAGCAUUCAUGGCACCGUCACCUGCUUCAACUUCAGAUCCAACCACAAAACCAGAAGAGAGUCCAAAACAGCACAGACUGCGAAGGAAAAUCCUGCAGACGGCAGCCAAAGAGGCAAAAACAUUGGCAGAAAAGCUUCCCAAGAGCAGAAACCCGUCGCAGGAUCGAGUACGGUGGGCUGUCAGUGGUUUCCUUGGCAGAACGCAGCCAGCAGAAACAUCAGCAAGGGAUCUGAGCUCCACAUCACAGAGCCCGUCUUCUGCCAGAACCAGCGGUACGUAAACUCCCACCACAGCAGCUUCUGCUCUCAGACGGCCGGUGAAGAGACAGAGGGCGCUAGAGACGUCCCUGUGUUCACAGACAGCUGGGGAACUGAUGGAGAAAACGCUGCACCCACCCCAGAAAGCCCAAACAGAACCAUGAAGCUUCAUCGCAUCAUGGAGGAGCUCCUGCUGACGGAGGUGGAGUACGUCCGCUCUCUCGGCUACAUCUUGACUCACUACUUCCCCCUGCUGUCCAGACCGGACGUCCCGCAGGAUCUGCGCGGUCAGCGUGGACGCAUCUUCGGUAACCUGGAGAAACUGUACGCCUUCCACUGCCAGCACUUCCAGCAGGAACUGGAGGCCUGUCAGGCAAAACCGCUGAGAGUCGGACGCUGUUUCCUCAAUCACAGAGAGAGUUUUGGACUUUACGCCCUUUACAGCAAGAACAAACCCCAGUCUGAUGCGCUAAUCCAACACCACAGAUACUUCAAGCGUAAGCAGAUGGAGUUGGGUGACAGCAUGGAUCUCUCCUCGUACCUGCUGAAGCCGGUCCAGAGGAUCAGUAAAUACAGUCUGCUGCUGCAGGAGAUCCUGGAUGAAUGUGUGCCGGAUCAGAGCGGAGAACGAGAGGAGAUCCAGGCGGCGGUAGAGGUGGUGCGAUUCCAGCUGCGGCACGGGAAUGACCUGCUCACCAUGGACGCCAUCCGCGACUGCGAUGUUAGUCGUGACGCUUCAAGUUGGAUUUGGAAUAAUCUGUAAAAAAAAACAAAAAACAAUUCACUU